CGUUUUAUGUUCCAAAAUGUUCGAACUUCGGGAUUUAUCAGUAGGGCAAUGACCAGUUGUGCCAAUAUGAAGAAGGAGCACCAUCAUAAAGUGAUCAAAUAGAACUAAAAGAAUUUUAGGUUAUGUAUUAGUAAAUGAAUGUUUUUAUUUACUUUUCUGAUAUUUAGGCAAAAUGGAGCAAAAGUAUUUGGAUGUUAGUAAAAUGUCCACCAUAAAGAAGAGCAAUAAAAACAAAAGACCCAGGACCACAGAGGAUGAGUACGGAGAUUUGAUUGUUGAUGUGGAUUCAAUCGGAGGGAAAAGCAAGACUCCAACGAAGGGAGCUAUUGUGGGAAAUGCAAAUAAGAAGCGGAGGAAGAGGGACAGCGCUUCCAGUGAUGAAGAAAGGUGGCUGACAGCUAUUGAAUCGGGCAAGCUGGAGGAUGUGGAUGAUGAGUUGAAGAAGAUCAAGCCAAAGGAUCCAUCUUUGAUGACGGCUCGACAGAGGGCCAUGUAUGAUAGAGGUGCUGAUGGGGGGAAUCAGGCCACAAAUCCUCAGCUGAUUUCUCUGCCAACUGGAUAUAAGGAAAAAGUUAUGACACCAGAGGCAAUACAAAAAGCUGCCAUAAAGUCGUUGAAGAGAAAGCAGUUGGCGGAUGAGAAAAGGGAGAAGGACAAAAAGAAGACAAUGGAGAGGAUCUUGAAGAAGCAGGAGUCGAAAGCGUUGAAAUCCCUUCGAAACAGACACGCAAAAUCCCUGGCGCCGGCGAUACUCUACAAGCAGAACGUGGAGUCGACGAUAAUGGCCUUUCCGUCGGCCAUGGAUCUGCCGAUCGUCGCGAAAAGAUCGCCCGCUCCUGCGAAGAUGGUGUACUGCGGCAUGAACUGCGGUAACCCCAAGAAAUACUCGUGCUCGAAGACGGGUGUUGCGCUUUGCAGCUUGUCAUGCUACAGGAAGAACAUUUCUAGGCACAUCUUGUAAAAAAAACAACGUAUUA
This is a messenger RNA of Nicrophorus vespilloides, 977 nucleotides long. Its product is annotated as INO80 complex subunit B. The transcript is spliced from 4 exons. Gene Ontology annotation, biological process: chromatin remodeling. Gene Ontology annotation, cellular component: Ino80 complex. The coding region runs from base 173 to 961 and encodes 262 amino acids. The record is from RefSeq and is a predicted model, not a curated record. Lineage: Eukaryota; Metazoa; Arthropoda; Insecta; Coleoptera; Silphidae.